UAUAUAUAUAUAUAUAUAUAUAUAUAUAUAUAUAUGUAUACACACUCCACCUAAUUACAAACACCCACUCUUGCCUUGCAGUUGAGAGAGGAUCCAGAGGAAGAUACGGCAGGAAUGAGAGUGAGGAGCUUCAUCUGAAAACAUCUGCCUGGAGGACUCCUCCCUCAUCUUCUCUUGGUGGUUAAGUCCAGCGCUGCAGCAGUGUGACGCCCCACUGUGUGCUGCUGCCCAGGGAAUGCUUGGCGGACAAAGAGACGAAGUGGGAACACAAUGAGCAGCCAGGACAAAUGGGUCACGCUGACCCCAGCUGAAUUUGCCCUGCUACAGGAAUACACUCAGUACUCAACCAAGAAGCUGAAGGAUGUGCUGCAGGAGUUCCAUGGAGAUGGUGUGUUGGCUAAAUACAAUCCAGAGGAGAAGCAGGAAAUCCUCAGCCAGGAGAUUGACUUUGAGGGCUUUAAGGUCUUCAUGCAGACGUUCCUGGAGAGCGAACUCCCUGAAGAGUUCUGUCAACACCUCUUCAUGUCGUUUAGCAACAAGGGACCAAAACCCAGUCCCUCAUGCUCUGACAAACCCAAAGUCUCUGGGUUGAAGCUGAUCAAAGGGAGCUCGACCCCUCUGAAGACACCAGCACCGCCCAGGCCUCUGGAUACUGUGCAGCUUAAGGACAUUGUGUGUUACCUGUCGUUGCUGGAAGGUGGGCGUCCAGAGGACAAGCUGGAGUUUAUGUUCCGUCUCUAUGACACAGAUGGAAACGGGUCUUUGGACAGCUCGGAGCUGGAGCACAUUAUCUCCCAGAUGAUGCAUGUAGCAGAGUACCUGGAAUGGGACGUGACUGAGCUUAAACCAAUCCUCCAGGAAAUGAUGCAGGAGAUCGACUACGAUCAUGAUGGCACUGUGUCACUGGAGGAGUGGAUCCAGGGGGGCAUGACUACGAUCCCACUGCUUGUACUGCUCGGCCUGGAGACGAAUGUAAAAGACGACGGGCAACACGUGUGGAGACUGAAGCACUUCAAUAAGCCAGCCUACUGUAACCUGUGUCUCAACAUGCUAAUUGGACUGGGGAAGCAGGGACUCUGCUGCUCAUUCUGCAAGUACACGGUCCACGAGCGCUGCGUGGCUCGCGCUCCGCUAUCUUGCAUCAAAACCUAUGUCAAGUCCAAGAAAAACACAGAGGUAAUGCAUCAUUUCUGGGUGGAAGGGAACUGCCCCACCAAGUGUGACAAGUGUCACAAAACCAUUAAGUGUUACCAAGGCCUGACUGGGCUCCACUGUGUGUGGUGUCAAAUCACGCUCCAUAACAAGUGUGCUUCCCAUGUGAAACCUGAGUGUGACUGCGGACCCCUGAAGGAUCACAUCCUGCCCCCCAACUCAAUCUGCCCCAUUGUUCUGGAGAGGCAGUCAACGCUGAGGAAAGACUCCCGGUCCAGCCAGUCAAGCCGAGGGAAGAUGCAGAGAGCCAACUCAGUCACAGUGGACGGCCAAGGACUGCAGAUCACAACAAUAGAGGGCACUCAUCCUCUGCUAGUGUUUGUCAAUCCGAAGAGCGGGGGGAAGCAGGGAGAGAGGAUUUACAGAAAGUUCCAGUAUCUUCUGAACCCAAGACAAGUGUACAACCUGGCCAAAAAUGGACCCAUGCCAGGGUUGAACUUCUUCAGAGACGUUCCUGAUUUUCGAGUGUUGGCCUGUGGAGGGGACGGCACUGUGGGCUGGAUCCUGGACUUCAUUGAUAAGGCCAACCUGGACAGGAACCCCCCUGUGUGUAUACUUCCUCUUGGCACGGGCAAUGAUCUGGCAAGAUGUCUGCGAUGGGGAGGAGGCUAUGAGGGUGAGAGCCUCCUGAAGAUCCUGCGGGACAUCGAGAACAGUACGGAGGUGAUGCUGGAUCGCUGGAAGAUUGAUGUCACACCCACAGACAAGGAGGAGCGAGGGGACCCGGUGCCUUACAGCAUUAUAAACAACUACUUUUCCAUCGGAGUGGAUGCCUCCAUUGCACAUCGUUUCCACGUUAUGAGGGAGAAGCACCCUGAGAAGUUUAACAGCAGAACAAAGAAUAAGCUGUGGUACUUUGAGUUCGGCACUUCGGAGACCUUUUCGGCCACAUGUAAGAAGCUCCACGACUUUCUGGAGGUUGAGUGUGAUGGUGUUACUCUGGACCUCAGCAGCAUCUCCCUGGAAGGCAUUGCCAUUCUCAACAUUCCCAGCAUGCACGGCGGUUCCAACCUUUGGGGCGAGAGCAAGAAGAGGAGGGGAAACCGAAAGGGAGGCAAAAAAGGCCAAGACAAGAGAACACCAGUGGUCGACCCCAAAGAGCUCAUGUUUGCAGUUCAAGACCUUUCUGACGAGUUGCUGGAGGUGGUGGGGCUGGAAGGAGCCAUGGAGAUGGGUCAGAUCUACACCGGCCUGAAGAGUGCUGGCAGACGUCUGGCACAGUGCUCCUCUGUGACCAUCAGAACCAGUAAAUCCCUUCCCAUGCAGAUUGAUGGUGAGCCUUGGAUGCAGACUCCCUGCACCAUUGAGAUCAUCCACAAGAACCAGGCUCCCAUGUUGAUGGGACCACCACAAGGCCGAAGCUUCUUCUCCUCAGUCAUCCGAAGAACACGUACUGAGAGCAAAGACUGAUCCAUCACAGUUCAAGACCUUCGAGUCCUCGCAAGCACCUGCAGAGCAGCAGUCACAAGUUGAUCAUCACUCAGCCUGUGAUGAAGGGGGUCUUUGAUGCCUGUAUGAUAGCCCAGCGUACAGUAGCAAACUGUAGGUUCAGUAUGUUGCCUGCAGCAUCAAGACGUCAAUGAGAAGUCCUCAUUUAAUCCAGAAUGAGGUGUGUUUAGGACAGACGCUUUUAUCUACGGUGUGUAGUGUAGUUUAGCUCCAAAAAUACUGAAGCUAUUUCUGGAAGUCCAGUUCUAAAAAUUUUCUAGUCUGUUUUUAUUUUUUCUGUCGUGAUCUGUGCCAUGUGGAAUAAGUCCACAGAUGAAUGUGUUUUGUGAUAUGAUGUAUUUAUUUAUUCAUAUUUUGCUGCUAUUGAUGUUUUUUAAUGUUUUUUUGCAUUUGCAUACCCAUGAUGCAUGAUGGACAGUGAACGAGGUUGCUGUUGUUGGAACUGACAUAUCUGGAGUUUUACAAGCUGAUGUUUUGCAAGUGUGUUUAGUAAGAAGUGAAGUUUCUUUGCUCAGCAUUUCCUCAGCGCUUCACUCAUGAAUGGCUUCAAGUAGUGCAGAGACAGAGAAUCUCUUUUGCUUUCUUUUAAUGGUUCCUGCAAGUCAUCUUUGUCACGUUUUUGAUCUGCCGUGUUGCUGCUCCGUCAGUGGAAAGAUUAGGAAUUAUUAUUGAUCGCUCAUAAAAAAUGCAUGACACUCUUUGUUUUACGUCGCACGAGAGAUUUCCAGGCAAUUUUACCAAUUGUGUGCACACUUUCUGUUGCAUGAGUGACCAAGAUCUGUUUUGACACUUGUGGAAAUUGAUCGUUCUUGAAUCUGCAUCUACACUGCUGCUCGGUUUAACCAUAUCAUACUUUAUCUAUGAGAUGGCUGCAUUUUUAUGAGAUCCUGUGUUUCUCUGAACAGGUACUCAGGUACUUUUAAAUGGAAAAACAGUGAAAAGGCAGCAGAAGACAGUCUAGUGUUCAUUCAGACUGUGUUAGUACUGUAACUGUACAGUUGGACAUUCACAAAGAGGCAGUUUGACCUCCUGUGGUCAUUGAUUUGUUCUGAUGUCUACAGUUGAGUGUUUAUAGUCUGCUGCGCAUACAAGCGUACAUUAACCAAUUAAAGUCUGAAUACAAAAUGACUAUAGACUGAAAAUCAAUCCCAUCCAAUAAUUACAGGUUGGAGGCAUUUUGCAGCCACUCACGUGUGCACAUGCCAGCUAUAGAUUGUUUUAUAGUGCACCCUCUGAAAAAAAUGAAUGAAAAAAUGUUUAUUUCAUUCAAGUCUCCUUAUACAAUUUGAUUAAAUCAUUCUGGAUGGAAAUGGAUGUGAUUCAUACAUUUCUCCAUUCAGAUCAUUACUGUUAUUUAUCUUCAGUCUCACCAAAGACACACUCGCACACCACUUCAGAUUUCUGGGGAUUUGUUACACACCUACCAGCGUGACACACACCUGAUUAAUGUAUUGUUUUUAACAGAAUUGCACACCUGCAUGUUUUCUGAGAAUAAUUUUAGGCUCGACUGUUUCAGUCUUUAAAAGUGCCAUACGCCAGUGGAGACUGAGGUUUGAUGAGUCUCCCAUCUUUUUGCUUUGUAUGGUGCAGCGUUUGUACAGUGAGGUUGUAUUUUUGUACACAUUAUUAUUUAUUUUUCUGCUUACUGCUUCACUCUAGAACUCACACCAUGUUAUUCUGCCUAAAACAAAUUAUGCCUGCCAAUGUUGACUGAGAAAAAUGAUAAUGAAAGUAAUAAAAAAAAUGCUUUUGUUGUUUGA
Messenger RNA from Lates calcarifer (barramundi perch), 4421 nucleotides. RefSeq names its product diacylglycerol kinase, beta (gene dgkb). The transcript is spliced from 25 exons. Gene Ontology annotation, molecular function: ATP-dependent diacylglycerol kinase activity; calcium ion binding. Gene Ontology annotation, cellular component: plasma membrane. Gene Ontology annotation, biological process: lipid phosphorylation; intracellular signal transduction; diacylglycerol metabolic process. Lineage: Eukaryota; Metazoa; Chordata; Actinopteri; Centropomidae. Bases 271 to 2622 code for a protein of 783 amino acids. The record is from RefSeq and is a predicted model, not a curated record.